Molecule: messenger RNA, 1330 nt
Organism: Zingiber officinale
Lineage: Eukaryota; Viridiplantae; Streptophyta; Magnoliopsida; Zingiberales; Zingiberaceae
Product: desiccation-related protein At2g46140-like
Exons: 3
Coding region: 174-1136 (320 amino acids)
Biological process (GO): response to desiccation
Cellular component (GO): cytosol
Source: RefSeq, a predicted model, not a curated record
GAUGUAAUCAAAUCGUAUGACCUGGUGUUCAAUUUUUGAGGGUCGCAAAUUAGAUUACUUGAAAAGGCAACGAGAUCAGAGUCAACGAGACUCUUUCUCUCGAUUUACUUCCGGCCGAAGGCUCUCUUCGUGCUUUCUUGUGAUCGGCGUUUCUUCCUCCCCUCCUCCAAGGAAUGGCAUCAUCUGAUGAUCAAGAAGUUGUUGAGAGGAAAUGGAAUAAGGAAGAAAAGAAGGAAGAUGAGCAUGAAGAGAAAGAGGGUUUUCUUGAGAAAGUCAAGGACUUUAUUCAUGACAUAGGUGAGAAGAUCGAGGGAGCACUAGGGUUUGGGAAACCUACUGCAGAUGUUACCGGGGUUCAUCUUCCAUGUAUCAAUCUAAAGAAGGCAGAUAUUGUUGUCGAUGUGCUGAUUAACAAUCCUAAUCCCAUUCCUAUUCCUCUUAUAGACAUAGAUUACUUGAUUGAAAGUGAUGGCAGAAAGCUUGUCUCUGGACUUAUCCCUGAUGCUGGAACGAUCCAUGCACAUGGUUCAGAGACUGUCAAGAUACCUGUGAGUUUGAUUUAUGAUGACAUUAAGAGCACUUAUCAUGAUAUCAAGCCUGGAAGUAUCAUUCCUUACAGAAUCAGAGUUGCGCUCAUUGUGGAUGUUCCAAUUAUUGGAAGGCUCACCCUGCCUCUGGAGAAGUCUGGUGAGAUCCCGGUGCCAUACAAGCCAGAUGUUGAUGUCGAGAAGAUACGCUUUGAAAAAUUCUCCUUUGAGGAAACAAUAGCAAACCUCCACCUGAAAUUAGAAAACAAGAAUGACUUUGACCUUGGACUCAAUGCACUUGAUUAUGAAAUAUGGCUCUCUGAUGUUAGCAUUGGCACUGCAGAGCUCACUAAAUCUACAAAUAUCCCAAAAAAUGGGAUCACCAAGAUGUUGAUUCCCAUUAGUUUUCGGCCUAAGGACUUUGGUUCUGCUCUCUGGGAUAUGAUCAGGGGAAGAGGAAUUGGUUACUCAAUGAAAGGGAAUAUUGAUGUUGAUACUCCAUUCGGAAACAUGAAAUUACCAAUUGAGAAGGAAGGUGGAACAACCCGCCUCAAGAAAGGUAAAAAGGGUGAAGACAACGAAGACGACGACGACGACGAUGAGGAUUAAGCAGCUGGGACCUGAGUUAAUAAAGAGUGGAACAAUUCGGAUGAUGAUGUUUUCCUGAUUUGCGUGCGAUCUUCGUUGAGUGCUUGCCCAUCUGUUUAAGUGUUUUAUUUUAUGUAAGACCAUGAAUACUAUCUCCUAUUGACUGACGCCUUCCGAAAUUGGGUUAGUAAUAUUUUGGACCUAUGUUAUCUGCA